AUGGACAGUGAAGAGAUACUUUCUAUACAAUAUGAUCAAGAUGUAUACUACAAAAUAGAUGAAAUUUCUAGGCACAUUACCCAAACGAUAGACUUCUGUAAACAAAAAGCUGGCGAACUGAAGUCUCAGGGUGAUUCUUACUCUCAUGUUAAGUUUUUUGCAUACUUAAAUGGAUUACUAGAUCAACGCUCGCACGAUCUCCUUUCUACCAUAGAUAGGAAAAAAUCAGACCUUUUAGUGAGAAACCAAGAAGGAUUGCCUAUUGUAGACAUUCAUGAAGAAGUUGAUGAAAAUGGCAAAAUAAUACAUUCAGAUGUAAAGCCUCAAAAUAUUUCUUCUGUUACAGACUAUGCUGAUGUAAUACGAAGUAUUCCAGGGUUUGAUAAUUCUAAAGGGACAGCAACAACGCCUUCUAAACCUUCUGCUACUGAACUACCAGAAACAAGGAUUGAGGAAUUGCCAGUCGAAGGGACCGCAGCCAGUGAACCAUCAAACCCUGAUGUACAAGUAGCCGCAAAGAAUGACAGUGAAUCCAGAAAUAGAGAAAACACGUCUCAAACUGGGCAGCAAUUAAAGCCAGAUCGCAUAGAAGAGAAUUCAUCUCCGGCAGUAAUUAAAAACAUUCAUACAUCUCAAAAGGUGGAAAAGAAACCUGAAAAUAAGCGAGAUGGACAGAAAAAUAAAUCUGUUUUCAAAAAAGGGUUUCUUUCUAAUGCCAAAAGCGAAUCUCGAGAUCAUUCCAAAAAGGCCAAAGAAGAAGAAUUGAAGAAACAGAGCCAAUCUGAAGAAAAGAAGCGGAUAGACGUUACUGACAAUAAUGCCGUUAUGGAAAAUGUGAUGGAAAAGCCUCCCCAAGAAUUGAAGAACCAAAAACAGUUGGAUUCGGAGUCAUCUACGAAUUCGAAACCACCAAAAAAACUAUCAAAAUUUAAAGAAGCAAAACUUCAAAAAGUUUCCCAGAAAAAACAAUCUUAUUCGGGUAAUGCAACGAACGAAUCCAUAGAAUUUACUAAAGAUGGUGCAUAUUCUUCCGAGUCUACUAAAAAGUCCGACAUCCCACACAUUAAAGAGGGACCGAAGGAAAUAAAUGGUUCCUUAAAUCAAGCUUCAACGUCUACUGAAAGCGACACUGCCACAGAUCUUGGCGACCAUAAUCCGAUUAUAUUACCUGUACCAAGGGAUGCCGAUGGACAGAGUGUAAUGCAGGCCGUCCAAUAUGAUGAACUGAAUUCGUUAGAUGACAUGGAGCAGCUCCUUCAGGAUAUGGAGGAUGCUGGCGAAUUACAAUCUGAUGCUGAGUCGGGCUCAGAAGAAGACGAGCACGGCAUGAGGUUAAAUUUUUCUCGGAACUUAGUACCUCCUUCAAAUCCAAAUUAUUUUGGUGAAAAUAACUCAGUAACUUCAAAUGGGGAUUUUAAAUCAAACGAGCAUACCAAGGAUAAUUUAACCACAGACGAAACGGAACUCUCUGGAAGACAUGUGCAUUUUGCUGAUACAUUAGAAAUUAAACAUGUCAGUCGAAAUGGAAAAUCACGUAUUGAAAAUGUCCCUACCCCUACAGAAGAAUACGACAACAUGUUUGAGCCUCAAGAGUAUUGCAGUCGCAUAUCAGCGUUUCGCAAGGAUCGAAGUAAAACGAAAACUCAAGAAAAAGAUAAAGGUAUAGAAUCUCCUAACGAAGUGCGUAAAGAAAACAAAACACCACCUUAUCGUGAAAGUGUUUUGGAGCGCUCCUCAUCAGAUAAUGAAGAAAAACCGUCCAUUGUGCAAAACGAAGAAAAUAUGGUGGAGAAGUAUUUGAAUGAAACCCCUACUAUGAAAUCCAACGUCUUUGAAAGGCAGCCCGCUAGGAGUGUUGAGCAAGCGAAAGAGGAUUUUGAGGAUCAUCAGGAUCUCAUAAAGGACGGGAGAGAAAUUUCCCAACGAUACUACGAACUUCGCCGAAAGGUACUUAAUCCAACAUUAGAGGAUACUGAUGAGGAGGAGGAGGGUGUUGUACCGGUGGACGAGAACGGAAAUGAAAAACCCAAGCUGAGUAGAUUUAUGGCCGCUCGUUUAGGCGGCAAUUUAUGA
Schizosaccharomyces osmophilus is the source of this 2073-nucleotide messenger RNA. RefSeq names its product unconventional prefoldin chaperone involved protein complex assembly Uri1 (gene uri1). The transcript is spliced from 2 exons. The record is from RefSeq and is a predicted model, not a curated record. Lineage: Eukaryota; Fungi; Ascomycota; Schizosaccharomycetes; Schizosaccharomycetales; Schizosaccharomycetaceae. The coding region runs from base 1 to 2073 and encodes 690 amino acids.